Molecule: messenger RNA, 1333 nt
Organism: Effrenium voratum
Lineage: Eukaryota; Dinophyceae; Suessiales; Symbiodiniaceae
Source: the annotation of a GenBank genome assembly
CAGAUUGUAAAGGCAGAAACUCACAAAUGUCAUAAGCAAGCAGCUGCGUGCGGCAAACACGGGCCAGGUGCCCAUGACAGUCCAGGUCAGCCUGCUGGAUUUUCCGUGGGUGCUCGACUACAUCCUUGCUACUCGCUUCAACUGCUCGCUGAGACAGAUCCGCCAUGCUGUCUGCAGUAUUGUGCUGACACUGCGCACCAUACUCUCUGCAGCAGUGGAGCUGGGUCUCUUGGUCUCACAAGAUGCAGAAAUUGAUGGGUCAGUCUCGGCCAAGCCCUUCAUCGACAACAUGAUUCAUGUCAUCAGCGAGUGCCUGAAGAACUUUCCUUUGUGCUUAGACUCCGAGUUUUUCCACUCGUUCCUAGAGCCGUUGCCAAGUCACCUUCGAUUUCUGUGCGGCAAUUUCCACCCGCUGACUCACAUGCAGUUUGAGGAUUCCGCGAAGCAGAAAGCCUUCGAAGCUCAGACAAAGGCAAUAACGCAGGCUUUGUCCGAGCUGCCUUCGCAGUGUUCCAAUUUGGAGCUCUACAUGAGUUCCCAAGAGCCCGUGUUGAAGCAGAUACAGCUCAUCAAGGAACAUCUUCGAGCGCCUCUUUGGAUGCUUAUGCACGACUUUCGAAGUUUGCAGGGCGAGGAGAAACUUUUGGUCGAGGAUGUUCGACAAGCUGUCAGAUCAACUGCCGAGUUACAGGCUCGGGAAACAGGAGAGCUCCCUACGUGGCCACAGGUGCUUGGCGACACACUGCUGUUGCUGCUGCCCUUGUGGAAGCUUUCGGCACUGGCUGUGGCCAAGGGUCAGGACCAGCUGACCAACUUUGUUGCUGGACCGCCGCUCGGCGCAAAUCUUGGAGCACAGCGGUUGCUCCGACGUCUUAUAGAAGUUCUCCUCAGUGAAAAGGCAGACUUCAUGGACAUCGCACUAUGGUUUGCAGCCGAACCAUCAUCGGCAGCGCUCUUGACAAGUGGGGAGGCUGUGCGCUUCCUUUUGCCUGAGGCUGCAAAUGACGAUGAGUUUGUCAGCUUUCGGCAAGAAGGCUUGCUUCGUACACAGGAGAAUCUGUCGUACCUGCAGGGUCACCUGCUUAGGCUUCCCAAGCACUUGCGUGUGCAUGUCUCAUCCUACUGGAGAAAGGCCGUGGAAGAGGUGCAUCUCUACCUGCAGCUCUAUUUGAGAGUCAUCGAGGCUUUCCUGGAGGUGCAAAAGGAGGUCCACAGCUUUGUGCAGAGUCAGUUGUUCAUGGAGGUUUUGCUAGGGCUGCCUUUGCUUACCUGGCUGUCUUCUGACGGGUCAGUCAGCCAAGAAAUUCGUGCUUAGAAGUUGCUCAAAUCAUAG